AUGACAUCCGCAAGGGAUAGCGAACAGGCGCCGCUGCUCGCUGAUGAUGCUCGCGACGAUGAAGCAGACAGCGUCGAGGAUGCGCCACAGGCCAACGGCAAAGUACCAAAGCGGGAGAAACCUCGCAUUUGGCUCAGAAAGUCCUGGAAUUGGCUGUUGAACAAUCUCAUGGCAACCGCAAUCAUAUUGCUAUUACUAGGUGGCCUUAUUGCGCUACUGGUCUACUUUGCAGUCGCGUACAAUCAGGACAGUGGCGACUCUGACCCGGAAGUCCCUGACACCGUUUGCCUCACUCCGGCAUGUGUCAUUGCGGCUUCAAGGAUACUGGAAAACGUGUCACCAAGAUACCACGCAAUUGAUCCGUGUCAUGACUUUGACCAAUUCGUAUGCGAGGGUUGGCAGGAGAAACACGAUCUACGGGCAGAUCAAGAAGGCGCAUUUACAGGCACAAUCAUGGCGGAAGAUUCACAACAGAUUCUUCGUCACCUGUUAGAAUCCCCGUAUUCAGUGGACGAUUACAAGAUGGAGAUAGACUCUUCCGCCAAAAGGGAAAUCUUCAAAAAGUUACAGACGGCAUAUAAUGCUUGCAUGAAUGAAGAAGUAAUUAAAGACAUUGGCUCCGCUCCGCUUCUUGACAUUUUGCGGAAGGUUGAGGAAUUAUUUCCGGCCGCAAGGCCAGAUUUGUUCCCGUUGCUCAAGAACAUGGACCAGAAAGACUUCAUCUUGAAAGGCGAGAACCAACUUUCGAAGACCUUGACCUACUUGACGAGUAUCGGCAUGGAUCCGCUAAUCUCGUUCUAUGUCACUGCCGACGACAAAGAUCCGGAUGUCGUCGUUCCUUUCAUAGCUGCACCACGCAGGCCAGGACUUCCUACGAAAGAGUAUUACAAGAGACCGGAGUUAGUCGCCCGCUACGCCAAGACCAUUGGCCAAGUCCUGGAAGCUUUGCUCGCGGAGGCCAAAUCCGAUUCGAGACCUCUCACAAGAUUAUGGACUCAAGUUUCUACGAAAAGUGCUGAAUUGGUCGAAAGCAUUGUCUUGUUCGAGUCCAGAUUGGCUCAAGCGACACCAGAUGAAGAGGAUGCUGGAGACGUCACUAAAUACUACAACCCAAUGAACCUAGAUCAGAUCAAAGGCCUCUUACCGCAGCUGUCUGUACAAUAUCUCGUCUCCACCCUGGCCCCUGCGGACUUCAAGCCGGCGAAAUUGAUUGUCGGAUCUCCAUCCUACCUCAAGGCACUUCCUGAGAUCCUGCGAGGAACAAGUGCAGAGGCUCUGCAGGCGUACUUUGUUUGGAAGACAGUGCAAGCUUACGCAUACAGUGUUGAAGACGACGCGUUAAAGCCGUUGAAAAGGUUCAACAAUGAGUUACUAGGCAGGGAUUUUGAUGCGCCGGAGGAGCGAUGGAGGACUUGCAUCAAGGUCGCGGACAAUGGGCUCGGUUGGAUCCUCAGCAAAUUUUUUGUGGAGAAAGCUUUCUCAGACGAAGCCAAGCAUUUCGGUGAUCAGAUCGUCUCGGACAUCAAGGUGCAGUUCAUCAAGACAUUGAGGGGAGCGGAUUGGAUGAGCAAAGACGUAAGGGAUCUCGGUAUAGAGAAAGUUCACAACAUCAAACAAAAGAUAGGCUACCCCACUAAAAGCCCAGAUAUCCGCGACUCUGCUGCCCUUGAAGAAUACUAUGCGGAUGUCAAUAUUACUAGCACGGCCUUCUUCGGAAAUGCACUUUCCAUUGCCAAAUUCACCAUAGAGCGCGAAUGGUCUGCUCUAGGUAAACCUAGGAAUCGUGAUGAAUGGGGAAUGACUGCAGACACAGUCAAUGCGUAUUACAACCCAGCUGGCAAUGAGGUUGUCUUCCCCGCCGGUAUCAUGCAAGCUCCCGUCUUCUAUGAUCCAAGCAUACCUCAGUACCUGAGCUACGGCGCAUUCGGAUCUUUGAGCGGGCAGAAGCUGUCACACGCUUUCGAUUCCAUGGGACGUCACUACGACGAGACCGGCAAGUUCACAGACUGGUGGGACAAUAGCACCGUCGAAGCCUUUGAACACAAAGCGCAAUGCUUUAUCGAUCAAUACCACGAGCUUACAGUACCUAAUCCUAACGGCGAGCCAUUGCACGUGAGCGAACAUAUUGCAGAUGCAGGAGGGGUCAAGGCUGCAUUCGCGGCUUGGAAGGACGCCGAAGGCACUGAGCCUGGACAGCUUCUACCAGGUCUUCAGAAUUUCACCAAGGAGCAGAUGUUCUUUAUCUCCUACGCGACUUGGUGGUGUGGGAAGGUGAGACCAGAAGCAGCUGCGAAUCUUGUCAAUCGAGUUCCACAUGUGCCGACUAGGGCUCGCAUUCUUGGUACGAUGGCGAAUUCGCCAGAUUUCAGGAAGAGCUUUGAGUGUCCAGUCAAAGAGCCCACUUGCGAGUUAUGGUGA
This is a messenger RNA of Letharia columbiana, 2418 nucleotides long. RefSeq lists its product as uncharacterized. Gene Ontology annotation, molecular function: metalloendopeptidase activity. The transcript is spliced from 9 exons. Gene Ontology annotation, cellular component: plasma membrane. Gene Ontology annotation, biological process: protein processing. NCBI's taxonomy places the organism in Eukaryota, Fungi, Ascomycota, Lecanoromycetes, Lecanorales, Parmeliaceae. Bases 1 to 2418 code for a protein of 805 amino acids. The record is from RefSeq and is a predicted model, not a curated record.